CGCGCGCCCUGCCGCGCGCCCAGGAUGAAGAUGGUUGGUGCCCUGCCGGUUACUCUCUGGCUGUGUAUGCUUGCCCUCAGCAGCAGCUCUGAACGCUGUGACGACUGGGGUGUGGACACCAUGAAACAGAUCCAGAUUUAUGAUGGAGAACCUGCCAAGAUCAAAUGCCCUCUCUUUGAGACCUUCCUGAAGUACAACUACAGCACAGCCCAUUCUGCUGGCUUAACGCUGAUCUGGUACAGGAUUGGGCAGGACCGGGAUCUGGAAGAGCCCAUUAACUUUCGUCUCCCAGACAAUCGCAUCAGUAAGGAGAAAGACACCCUUUGGUUCUGGCCUGCCCUUCUCAAUGACACUGGGAAUUAUACUUGCAUGCUCAGAAAUACAACCUAUUGCAGCAAAGUUGCGUUUCCCUUGGAAGUAGUUGCAAAAGACCAACACUCCUGUGUCAGUCAUUCCAUAAAACCAACUGAGGAGAUGUUCUACCUGGAGCACGCUAAUGAGAAGAUUAUAUGUCCAGAUAUUGAUGGGUUUUAUCCUGCUAGUGUAACACCAACUUUCAAAUGGUACAGGAACUGCGAGUUGAUUAGUGACUUCUAUGAACGAUAUCCCCAAAAAUUCAAGCUUGUCAUCGGCAUUGUUCGCAGUGUGUAUGAAGGGAAUUACACUUGCAUUGUGACGUUCAAGGACCACGGAAGAACUUAUAAUCUCACUAGAACCAUAAAGAUGAAGGUUGUGGGCUCUCCCAACAAGGCCUUGCCACCUCAGUUCAUCUCUCCAAAUGAGAAGGUUGUCUAUGAACUGGACCCAGGAGAUGAGCUUGUACUGUCCUGUGAAGUCUUCUUCACCUUUUUGAAGGACUCUCGGACUGAGGUCUGGUGGACUAUAGAUGGGAAAAACACAGAUGACAUCAUGGACCCCAAGAUAAAAGUCACACAGAGUGAAAUUAUUAGAAGUUUUGAAGACAAAACUAUCAUAAAGACUAUAACGGUUCCAAAAGCCACACCAGAGGACUUGAAACGCAAUUACACUUGCUAUGCCAGAAAUGCCAGAGGGGAGAACCAUAGCCAGGCCGUAGUGCGUAUGAAAGUUGUGCCACCAAAGUACACCGUGGAGCUGGCCUGUGGACUGGGAGCGACCAUCCUGCUCGUUGUGGUGCUGAUAGUCAUCUAUCAUGUUUAUUGGCUUGAAAUGGUUCUCUUCUAUCGGGCUCAUUUUGGAACAGAUGAAACCAUUCUAGAUGGGAAGGAGUAUGAUGUGUAUGUGUCCUACGCACGAAAUGCAGAAGAGGAGGAAUUUGUGCUGCUGACGCUGCGGGGAGUCUUGGAGAAUGAGUUUGGGUACAAGCUUUGUAUCUUCGACAGAGACAGCCUCCCUGGGGGAAAUACCACUGAAGCCGUUUUUGACUUCAUUCAGAGGAGCCGUAGGAUGAUUGUGGUCCUCAGCCCCGAUUACUUGACCGAGAAGAGCAUCAGCCUGCUGGAGUUCAAGCUGGGCAUCAUGUGCCAGAACGCCAUCGCCACCAAACUCAUUGUGGUGGAGUAUAGGCCGCUGCAGCGCUCCCACCCCAGCAUCCUGCAGCUGAAGGAGUCUGUCUCCUUCGUCACGUGGAAGGGCGAGAAGUCCAAGCGCGCCGGCUCGCACUUCUGGAAGGCGCUGCGCCUGGCCCUGCCGCUGCGGAGCCUGAGCGCCGGCUCGGCCUGGAACGAGAGCUGCUCCUCCCAGUCAGACAUCAGCCUCGACGCCGUCCAGCGGCGCCGCAGCCGCUUGAAAGGGCAGCCCCAGGCGCCGGCUGCCGCCACAGGAGCGCCCUCCACGCCCGGGUCGAGAGCCAAGCACCGGGCCAAGCGCUUCCUGGCCUGCCGCUGCUGCGUGACCCACUGCCAUGGCGAGAGCGGACUGCAGCACAAACACGGGCCCGUGGCCGAGGCCCGCUGGGAGACUCAUCUCUGCAAGCCGGGCUCAGGCCGGCCCGAGGCGCAGGGCAUUCCGGACAGGAGCCGGGCAGAGCCCGCGCCGGCGCAAGUGCCCACGCUCGCCCUCUGCCACUACGGUGAUUUAUCGAACAACAACGAUUUCUAUGUCCUCUAG
This is a messenger RNA of Nothoprocta perdicaria, 2088 nucleotides long. RefSeq names its product interleukin 1 receptor accessory protein (gene IL1RAP). NCBI's taxonomy places the organism in Eukaryota, Metazoa, Chordata, Aves, Tinamiformes, Tinamidae. Gene Ontology annotation, biological process: signal transduction. Gene Ontology annotation, molecular function: interleukin-1 receptor activity. The coding region runs from base 25 to 2088 and encodes 687 amino acids. The record is from RefSeq and is a predicted model, not a curated record. The transcript is spliced from 11 exons.